CCUCGAUAUUUGAAGCGAACAGAGUAGUAGAGGGUACAAAGUAUGAUUUAAUGAAAAUAACACUUACCCUUAACACGUAAAGUUUACUAUGGAAACAUCCUCUUCAGACGAACAUGCUUCUUUGCAGAGACAUUAUUUGAAGAAGGAGCUUCUUUCUCUUUUAGUCGAGGACGAAUUGAAGUUUAUUGGCGAUCCCUCGAAUCUCGUUCACUUAGGAACACCAUUUAUGAAUAAGGAUGAACCCGUUAUCACAUUUCAUGAGUCUAAAAUACCGAUUCUAAGAUUCAUUUUCAAAAAAUUUGUUUUAACUUUUCCUUUCCUCGACCCAGCAAGCCAAACGCAAUUAUGGAAUGUGAGCUUUCGUAACUUUUUAGGUGCAAUGUACGAAAACAGCGUUUCUGUACUACCUGAUGACCCAGAUGCGACUUAUAUGCACAAAGUGGGAAUGAAAUUCCAAGGCAUGCUUACGCUUCUGAUGAGUCGAGCCAUUUGCUGUAUUCAAGGAGAAAAAAGUAUCGGACACGAACAGCUUGAUAUGUCGGAUGUGAAGGAUAAUUCUUCUCAGACCAAUUUAGAAUCCCACAAAGAAGAAUUCUUGACAGCCUUAGUUGUCGGUGUUCGUGAAUUUGCUUAUACGACUUAUUUAAGAAAUAAGAAAACUUAUGAAUAUAUCAUCAAAAUAAAAGAUAAGGAUGCUAUCACAUUCGUGGCACGAAGGUAUUCUGAAUUCACCAAAUUACACCAUACUUUAGUGAAAAAGUUUCCACAAGCUAAUGUUCCUCGUCUACCUGCUAAAGAUAUACAUGACACCCAUCUUCACGACGGUUCAAAUCUCUCAUCUUUAGACACUACCCAAACGUCCUCUAGUGUUGAAUCUCCUAAAGAAAAAUCCUCUCUGAUUUUGCACCAAGAAAGGAUGAGAAUUGGAUUGAGUCAUUACGUAAAUCAUCUUCUUCAACAAGACGAACUUCGAAAUAGCCCUGAAGUACAGACCUUUCUUUCUUCUGAUCCCUUUACGCCUAAUGAACAAGAACAAAGAGACAUACAUUUUCGUCAAGAGUUAGACACUGUUCGUCGCAUAGAAAGACAGAGAUUUAUAGACAUUGCUUCUGAGCGCGCAAAAGCACUCGAUAUUUAUAUGGACGAAUUUAAGCGGUCCCUUACAGAAUCCGGAGGAUUGACAAGUUUGUUUACAGAGUUAAAAGAGAAGGAGAGCAUUAGAGACUUAUCUCCAACCUUACAACAAACCAUGGAAUGGGUUCGUGUAAAUCUAGCUUCUACUAUUUAUGAUGUAUUUAUCGCCAAGGAAAAGUCUAGUGUCACGUUUUCUCAGAUUAAGCGCAUGCAUGCAAUUUUUCCCUAUAGAAUUAUCAAAAAUAUUAUGCGUUUCUCAAAUCCACUUUCCGUCAUGAAACGUAUCCUAGACACACUUUUGGCUCAACCUUUUGGAAUGAAGUCUCUCUUUCAACGUCUGUUGAGUUUGAGUCUUAGCGAUAAUGUUCGUGCUAUUCAUAAGUUAAUUGACAAAUAUGAAAGUCAAGUUGAUAAUUCAGAUAUUUUGCAAAAAAUUCAACAACAAGUUGAGAAUCCAUGCAAAGCAGCUCAAGAAGUUUUACAGAACGAUGAAAUGACGCCUCAAGAUUAUUUAUUAUAUCUUCUUGUUUCUGACGAGGUACCUCCUAGGCUGUCUGAUGCAUCAAUCAAGCAGGUGAUUAUGGACGGAAGCUCCUGGAAAGAAGCUAUGGAGUCAGAAGAAUAUCCCGAAGAUAAAACGAUUCAAGAACGAGCAAGAAGAUUUGGAUUCACGUUGAAAUUAAUGCAUCUGUAUGCGAAGAAGUAUAAUAAAAAGCGAUCUAUUUCUUUGAUUAGUGAAGGGGCCACGGGAGAAGUUAUGAAAAGCAUGGUUGUUAUAUUUUACAAACCUCUAAUGAAAGUAUAUAAAGCAGCAAAUGUUUAUACUUCAGUGGAUGAUUUUGAAUCGUUUAUGGGGGAUAUGUUACGGCUUGUAGAAAAUACUCAAGAAAAUCCUGAACUGAAUCCGAAUACACUGGUAGAACGUUAUAUAGAUUUGGUAAAGAGACACGAAGACGCGUUUUAUGACUUUGUACAUCGGGUAUAUAUGCAUGACAGUGGACUGUUUAGCUCUCUUAUGGAAUGGAUUGAAAGCAUAAUCUCAUUUUUACAUUAUGGCUCAGCGUAUCCAAUAGACAUGGACGAAAUUAUUAGAGAACUGAGUCCGGACGAAACCAAUCUAUUAUCAGAAGAAUUGACGAGACUUAUUGAAUGGAACUAUACAAAGAAAAAAUUCUUAUUUCGGAAGAAAACAACAAAAUAUACAACUGGGGAUGAAUCCACUCUUCCCGCCGUGAAUAUGGAUGAGCUUGGACUUGACGAAGAGAUUUUGGCUGAGUUACGAGGUGAUGGAGACGAGGAAGAAGAGAAUGACAGCGAUAUAGAGCAGGACGAAAGCAGGAUAAAUGUAAGUUUUGAGUUUGAUCCCAUUAUGGAAGAACGGCAACGAUUAAAACAAAAAGGAAAACAUUCAAUCAAUGGCGUCCCGCAAAAGCCAGAAUUUAAGGUCAUCCCGAAAUUGCUUCCUGCAUUUCGCAAUCUUAUUUAUCCAAUUCUAGCUCGAUUUGCAAAUGAAAGUUCAGCUUGAAGAAAAAUUUAACCUAUUAUAUUAGAAUUGGCUUAUUUUAUUUUUAUUUUUUGAUACGAAUGCAUAGUUUCAUGAGUUAGGAAUGAAAAAUAAUACGAAAUUAGACGAAA
Schizosaccharomyces cryophilus OY26 is the source of this 2769-nucleotide messenger RNA. RefSeq lists its product as uncharacterized. The transcript is spliced from 5 exons. Gene Ontology annotation, molecular function: phosphatidylinositol binding. The coding region runs from base 89 to 2659 and encodes 856 amino acids. Lineage: Eukaryota; Fungi; Ascomycota; Schizosaccharomycetes; Schizosaccharomycetales; Schizosaccharomycetaceae. The record is from RefSeq and is a predicted model, not a curated record.